Messenger RNA from Mercenaria mercenaria, 2564 nucleotides. Its product is annotated as fibroleukin-like. The transcript has a single exon. The record is from RefSeq and is a predicted model, not a curated record. The coding region runs from base 114 to 1529 and encodes 471 amino acids. NCBI's taxonomy places the organism in Eukaryota, Metazoa, Mollusca, Bivalvia, Venerida, Veneridae.
UUAUUCAACUGGUUGCCAAACUGUUAUGUUAAAAUAAGCGGGCAUGAUGUGAUCUUGCUCAGAUGUUAGAAUAAUAGGUGGCUAUAUAUAUAUGUAAUAUACAGUAGGAAGCGAUGGAGAAACUUGUGAUAUAUUUCGUGUUCUUAUUAUUUUCUGGUGCACAUACAAUUCUUGCUUAUACCUCAGAUCAUACAAUGGACAGAUUAGAUUACAUGGAAGACAGGCUUAAUGCGGAAAGUGCACGGCUUAAUGCGGAAAGUUCACGUCUUAGUGCGGAAAGUAAAGUCAGAAAGAAAGAGUUCAAUAUUUUGUACAACAAACUUGGACACAUUGAAACAAUGCUUCAUAACGUGAUUGAAAUGAAAGAAACUAAAAGUGACACUUUUAGAUUUAAAGACGAAACUGGAACUGUAUCUGGUGACAAAAUGAAAACAUUACUUAACGCCUUCAAGGAAGAAAAAGUUCAGAACAUUAGAUUUCGACGAGAAAUAUCUUACGAUAUGCGCAAACAAACUGAACACCUAAAGAAAGCUUAUGAACGUAAUGAAAACAGCCUGAAUAAUAUUUCAAGAGAGGUUGAACUGCUUAAACAGGAAGUAUUAAAUCAACACGUUGAUUCAAAGGAAACGGCAAAGCAUUUCCGGCAAAAUAUAGAAGAACAUAUUCAAGACCUGAGGCCUCCAUUAAACUUUACGAAAGAAACUGUUGAAACGAUUUCAUUGAAUGUUGAAAACCUUAAAGAACAGAUUGCCAAUAUAUCGGUAAACCUACAAAACGGUAUACAUUUUCAAAACACGUGUCCCGGCAAUGCACUUGAGGAAAAGCUAGAGGUGACCAGUGUUCAACCAGUCAAACGGUACAAAUCGUGUUUGGAAUUAUACAAUAAUGGCUUUAAGUCUAAUGGAGUUUUCGACAUAGAAAUACAUCAAUCUAAAGUUGAUAAAACAGUGGUACCAGUUUACUGCGACAUGGCCACUGACAAUGGAGGUUGGACUGUAUUCCAACGACGUCAAGAUGGUUCUGUCGACUUUUAUCGUGACUGGAAUGAUUAUAAAUAUGGAUUCGGCGAACUGGAUGGUGAAUUCUUGCUUGGCAAUGAGUACGUUAACAUUAUUAGCGAUGAUGGCGGGACACAUGAGCUAAGAAUUGAUCUAGAAGACUAUGACGAGAACCGUGCCUAUGCAAAAUAUAGUAAAUUUAAGGUAGGUCCAGAGAGCACAAACUACACGCUAGAAGUGAGUGGUUAUUCCGGGGAUGCUGGUGACUCGCUGUUCAAGUCUAGUAAUAGUGAUUACAUACAUAACGGAAUGCAGUUCUCUACAAAGGACAGGGAUAAUGACUUAUACGGCGGUGGUAACUGUGCAUCCAUCUAUAAUGAUGCAUGGUGGUACAACCGUUGCUUUGCUUCACAUUUGAACGGUUUAUAUAAUAAACAAUCAAGAUGCAAAACAUAUCCUAAAUGUAUUGUUUGGGAAAGUUGGAAAGGCUGGUCGUACUCCUUGAAAUUUACUGAAAUGAAAUUCAGAUGAAAUGUGUUUCUACUUUUUAUAAAACACGUAUUGAGAUGUGCUGGACCUUUUCAGUCUAGUAGAACAUGUAAAUAAAAGAUCAAGGAUGCGUCGAAAUAAAUCAGUGUUUCACUUUCAUUACAUCUUUUUGGCCUUGCAUUAAAAUGAAAAAAAGAAAUUAAAACCUUAAAGACCAUUUCGCAUUUCAGUCCAUUAUUGCAUGGUACUUGUAUUGUCUAAAGAGCCGCCAACCGCUCAGCCUGUCAAAAAGCACAGGUCAUGUUUUGAUUUUUGCAAAAAUAAAUAUAUACCAGGUAGUAAUAAGUUGAAAUAAUUGCAAAUUUAGAAUUCUGGCUUGGCAAAUAGUAUAUUAACUUCUUUACCACGAGUUCAGGACCGUGACUGAGUGAAUGGUGUCCAUCCGACAUAUAAUUAACGUAAGGUUAUUCUAGAGAAAACAAACUAUACACUUGAAUGAAUAGUUAUAUCAGGGACGGUGGAGACUCGCUUUUGAAAAAGGAUCUGACUACAUACAUUCUCUCCAAAGGAUUUGGAGAACAACCCCAGCACAUAUUGCAACGGUAUGUGGUUGCUUAACCACAAUGCUUUGCUUCACAUUUGAGGGGUAUAUAUCAUAAUCAGCUGUAUCCUCUGAAGUGAAUGGAACAAUUACAGUUACAACAUGAAGUGGAUAUACGAUAGAAAAUAUAUAAACCAUAAUAUUUUAGUUACGCUGUCUGGAUAUGAAAAAUAGAUUACCACAACUGGAGGUGUGCUAGAUAUUCAAUAAAUAGAUGGUUUGGCGCAAAAACCUUCCCAACUACAUAAUUAUGAAAUUUGCUGACAUGCUGACAUGAAACUCCAAGACCAUAUGGAUUUAUUUGCGUAUACUUUGAUAUAUAUUGUAAAGUUGAGAUGUUUGCUGAAAGUGUAUAUCCGCUUAGAAAAGUUUUAAAUGAUUUGUAUAUAUAUGUUUUUGAAUAAAUGUUUUGUGUAGAACGCCUCAAUGUUAUAUAUAUAUAAUCGAUACUUUGAAUAAUUAUAUUUAUAUUGUUC